Molecule: messenger RNA, 2508 nt
Organism: Geodia barretti
Lineage: Eukaryota; Metazoa; Porifera; Demospongiae; Tetractinellida; Geodiidae
Source: the annotation of a GenBank genome assembly
GUGUCGCACGAUGGGAACCCAAUAUUCUCCGUGGCCAUUCACCCAGACGGCUCUCGAUUUGCUACCGGGGGACAGGGCAAAGACUCGGGGGUGGUCGUUAUUUGGAACAUGGCUCCAGUCCGGAGCGCAGCAGACGAGGCCAACGAGGCCAUCCCGAAGGUUCUGUGCGAGAUGUCCAACCACCUUGGCUGUGUAAACUGUGUCCGAUGGUCCGUGGACGGUAAAUGGCUCGCCAGCGGUGGGGACGACGCGAUAGUCAUGAUAUGGUCAGUCAAGUACCAGGGAGGGGGCGGAGGGGGAGCUAGUCUCGGCUUCGGGACAGAUCUAGAGCGAUGGGGGUGUAUCCACAUGUUGCGAGGGCACAAUGGUGACGUAUUAGACCUCUCCUGGUCUCCCGAUCAAAAGUACCUCGCCUCCUGUAGUGUGGACAAUACGAUCAUCAUCUGGAACGCUCGUGAGCUACCCCAGAAGGUCUCCACAGUCGCUGGCCACAGAGGACUAGUGAAAGGGAUCACGUGGGACCCUGUCGGGAAGUAUCUCGCCUCCCAGUCGGACGACCGCAGUGUUCGGAUCUGGAGGACUAGCGACUGGUGCGAGGAAAAGGUGAUCACGGAGCCGUUCCGACGAUGUGGUGGAACCACUCACAUACUGAGACUCAGCUGGAGUCCUGAUGGAAGAUACAUCGUUUCGGCCCAUGCCCUCAACAAUGACGGACCCACUGCCCAGAUCAUAGAGCGAGGCGACUGGAAGAUGGGGGUGGACCUUGUCGGCCAUCGGAAGGCCGUGGAGGUAGUCUCUUUCAACCCUCAUCUCUUCUUUAACGACAGGAGCUCCAAGGAGAGUAACCACGGGUGUAUAGCGGUGGGGAGUCGCGAUCGCUCCCUCUCCAUCUGGCUAACAAGUCUCAAACGUCCGCUGGUCGUAACUCACGACAUGUUUGUCGACUCGAUCAUUGACAUCGCGUGGAGCUGUGACGGAUACGAGCUAAUGGUGGCGUCCACAGACGGUUCCCUCGGCUACCUCUCAUUCUCACAGAAGGAGCUCGGAGUCCGACUCCCCAAACAAGCCCUGGACAACCUCUUCCUGGAGAUCUACGGCUGUGCCAGAGCCAGUCUCGGACACUCCCUCAGUGACCAGGGUGAGACUAAGACAUCAGACCAGAGACCCAGUGGACUGGAGGUACAAUUGCUGAGCCCCCCUGCCAAACCUAUCAGUUUUGAACCACUCUCACCAAAACCCUCCAAGACAAAGCCACUGGCUCCGCCCAUCUCUCCCUCCUCCACCAAGCCCAGCCACAAGCGGCGGCUCCUGGACACGGAGGCCAGCGGGGACCCCCUACCUCGAGCCAAGAGACAAAAGAAGCACAGGAGCCUCGAUCCUGCCUCACCUCCUCAAUCAAAACCCCCCUGUACUCCACAGAAAGGCUCUGGUUCUAGUAGUGCUGUGACAUCUUCGCACACAAAGUCGACCUCGACACUAGUGUUGCUUCCAGUCCCGACUCCCCAGAGUACACUCACUGUACAGCUAGUGGCUGGGAUUGGGGCUGGGGCUGGUGUGGCUGGGGGUGAGCCCCUCAAUCUUGAGGUUGAUAACACCAGACCAAAGUGCUGUACCGUCACCUGUAAGAGAGGGGCAGAUGUGAAAUGGAGGUCGUCCCUGUUGUCUCGUGGGUUGAUUGCCACAGGGAAUCACUGUAUCACUUGUGUCGUGUGCGAGGACCACACCAUGUCAGUGUUCUCGAGUCAGAGUGGACGGAUGUUGCUGGCACGAUUCUCAACUCCCGCUCCUCCUCACGACGUAAAGGUCUCGGGCUACUGUGCGAUGCUCGUGACUGCAGACGCCAGUGUCAGAGUAUGGGACAUGCAGAAGACGGAGUUACUAGUGAGAGACACGUCUUUUGCUCACUUGCUCAAACGGAGCGAGAAAGUUUCGCUCAGUAGUUGCAACCUCGCCCCGGUAGGGACCCCCAUACUGUCCCUCUCAGACUCCACCAGCUAUCUCUACCACUCUGGGAUGGGGGUGUGGAUGGAGGUGUCCAACGCUAACGAAAACACCGAGAUUCGUGGCGGGAUUGCGGCGGACUUCGAAGCAACGACUUCAAUGGAACUUGCUCACCUCCAGAGGAUUCAGUCAGCUGCACUCUCGAGUCACCACCCAACCACUGGACAGUGUCUCACCAGACUCCGAGACACGGAUGGAAAACUAGCAACUGCCUCGUUCCUGGAGAGCCAGAUAUCGCGUAGCCUAUCUCUCCAGUCUCCGGUGGAGCACCAGCACUGGUGCAGGGUGUACGUGAAGUUCCUGGUGAGGGAAGGACUGGAGGAGAGACUGAGGGAGUUCUGCAUGCAGUUCUGCCGACCAGGAGGGGGAGGGGGAGAGGGAGGGGUGGUUUUGGGGUUUGGGGUGCGUGGAAUGGCGAGAGAUUUCCUGAGUGAUAUUGCAGGGAAUGCCAAACUUCAGAGACUCUACUGCGAGUUACGUGAUGCACUGGACAGCCCUUCUCAAUGA